Cannabis sativa is the source of this 1863-nucleotide messenger RNA. RefSeq names its product dihydroorotase, mitochondrial. Gene Ontology annotation, molecular function: dihydroorotase activity. Gene Ontology annotation, cellular component: cytoplasm; chloroplast. The transcript is spliced from 9 exons. The coding region runs from base 237 to 1364 and encodes 375 amino acids. Gene Ontology annotation, biological process: 'de novo' pyrimidine nucleobase biosynthetic process; pyrimidine nucleotide biosynthetic process. The record is from RefSeq and is a predicted model, not a curated record. NCBI's taxonomy places the organism in Eukaryota, Viridiplantae, Streptophyta, Magnoliopsida, Rosales, Cannabaceae.
AAAAAAAUAAAGAAACCUAUAAUCCUUUAACAUUAUUUAUUUAUCCCAUAAAAAACCCUAGCAGCAGUGGGUCGGGAAAGCGAGCUGAAUUGCCAUUGCACACCAUUCUCGUCGGAGAUUGCCAAUAUCGCCGGAACUCCUCAUUAAUAUAGAUGCUGUCAUAUAGGCACGCACAUUAAGUGUUUGAGUAAUUGUCUGCGACCAAGAGGCUGUUCAUUGCCAUCUGACAUUUUGGAAUGAUAAAAACUUUGGUUCUCCCCUGCAAGGCCUUUCUGCCUGGAAAGCUUGAAAGAUCUAACCAGGUGAAGUGCAAGGGAAUAAGGAUGGAGCUCACUAUAACGCGUCCUGAUGAUUGGCAUCUUCACCUUCGUGAUGGAGACCUCCUCAAAGCUGUUAUUCCUCACAGUGCAAACCACUUUGGAAGGGCAAUAGUGAUGCCAAAUGUGAAGCCUCCUGUCACUACAACAGCUGCAGCUGUGGCUUAUCGAGAGUCCAUCUUAAGUGCACUGCCUGCUGGUAGUGACUUCACUCCUCUCAUGACACUUUAUUUGACAGAUACAACUAGUCCGAAUGAGAUCAAGCUUGCAAGGAAAAGUGGAGCUGUAUUUGGUGUGAAGUUGUACCCUGCAGGGGCAACAACAAAUUCUCAAGAUGGGGUUACAGAUCUUUUUGGGAAAUGUCUACCUGUACUUGAGCAAAUGGUGGAGCAGAAUAUGCCUUUGCUGGUUCAUGGGGAGGUUACGGAUCCUGAAGUUGAUGUAUUUGAUCGUGAAAAGGUUUUCAUUAACACUAUUUUGCGACCCUUAAUCCAGAGGCUUCCACUGCUGAAAGUUGUGAUGGAGCAUAUAACCACUGCAGAUGCUGUUAAGUUUGUGGAGUCGUGCAAAGAAGGAUUUGUGGCAGCAACUGUCACACCGCAGCAUCUAUUGCUCAAUAGAAAUUCUAUAUUCCAAGGUGGAUUACAGCCUCAUAAUUAUUGUCUUCCAGUCCUCAAAAGAGAAAUCCACAGACAGACAAUUGUUUCCGCUGUCACCAGUGGGAGUAAAAGAUUUUUCCUAGGUACUGAUAGUGCCCCUCAUGAUAGACGAAACAAAGAAUGCGCUUGUGGGUGUGCUGGUAUAUACAACUCUCCUGUAGCACUAUCAGCAUAUGCCAAAGUCUUCGAAGAGGCUGGGGCUCUUGACAAGCUAGAGGCAUUUACAAGCUUUAAUGGGCCAGAUUUUUAUGGACUCCCUAGAAACACCUCAAAAAUAACAUUGAGCAAGAGUCCUUGGAAAGUUCCAGAUUCAUACUCGUUCUCAUUUGGGGAAAUCGUCCCAAUGUUUGCUGGAAAAACACUUGAUUGGAAAGCAUCCUUAAAUUGAAUCUGCUGUCAUAUUAAGAGUUAGAGGCCAUGAUUUUCCUUUUCAUCAUCAUUUCUUGCAGUGAAUUUCAAAGCCUAACAGUUCUAAGACUCCUUUGAAUCACUCAGCGUUCAUCAAUAUAUGAACAAGGUUAGAGAUUGUUCUGAACCAUCUUUUGCUUAUUUGUGCUUAGAAAAUUUUCAAUCGAACCACACUAUAUCUGUAAUCUUUAAGAUUUGUGGAUCGAGUUUAUAUGUGUAUGAUUUAUAAGUUGUCAUCCAUAGGCAAGUACCCCACCCCAAGAAUGUCAACUUGAUAUAACUAUGCCCUGAAAUUCAUUGUCCACUAAUAUUAUAUAUUUCUUGGGAAUAAGCAUAGAGAACUAUAACUAAUAAGCAAUUACAUAGCUGUAUACAGAUUAUGCUAUAUACUCAGCGUGUGUUAAUUGUUAUCAUUGAUAAUAUUUAUAUCAUUACAUUAAUAACAUGAUUAUAUGGUCAAUUACCAAAUAAUUUUAUUU